Diorhabda carinulata is the source of this 908-nucleotide messenger RNA. Its product is annotated as brachyurin-like. The transcript has 5 exons. The record is from RefSeq and is a predicted model, not a curated record. Gene Ontology annotation, molecular function: serine-type endopeptidase activity. Lineage: Eukaryota; Metazoa; Arthropoda; Insecta; Coleoptera; Chrysomelidae. Gene Ontology annotation, biological process: proteolysis. Bases 31 to 861 code for a protein of 276 amino acids.
AAAAGUGAAGUGAAGAAUUUUGUAUCGAAAAUGAUGAGAUUGGCAAUUAUAUUUCACAUAUUUUCAGUGGUUUUGGGUUUACCGCAAAAUGAUUUUCAGACUGAAUUUAUUCAUCCUAAAGAGAGGUUAGACCAACUUUUUUCUCGGAAAUCAAUAAUAAACGGUAAUGUUGCAACGCCGCAUCAAUUUCCUUAUCAAGUGGGCAUCUUCGUAAAAAAUCCGUCUCAAACGGACUUUUGCGGAGGAUCACUGAUAUCUUCCAACUACGUACUUACAGCUGCCCAUUGUGUGGAUAAUGCUGUUGAAGUGACACUUAUUUUCGGUGCUCAUAAUAUAACGAUCGUUGAAAAUACUCAGGUUAGAUUGGUAUCCACAGAAUUUAUAAUACAUUCUGAAUGGGACAGUGAUAAUUUUAACAAGAAUGACAUCGCUUUAAUAAAAUUACCAAAUUCUAUCAGCGAAACUACCGCUAUAAAAAUUAUAACUCUCGCCAAAGGGACCGAUACUUAUGCGGAACAAUCUAGUGUUGUAGCCGGUUGGGGAAUAACAGCAAACUCCCAAAGUGGCGUAACUCCAACUUUAAGAUACAUAACUCCGUAUAUUAUCAGUAACGCGGAUUGCAAAAACGUUGAUUCGGGUUACGAUGCCGUAAUAUUAGACACUCUCAUGUGUACAUCCGGGGAAAGUAACAGAGGAACCUGUUCGGGUGACUCAGGAGGACCGUUAGCUGUUAACGGAAUACAAGUAGGUAUCGUUUCUUUCGGAUCCGACGAUUGCGAAGCCGGUAAACCGUCUGUAUUCACCAGAGUAACGAAGUACGCCGAUUGGAUAAUGCAAAAUUCAGACGUACAAUUUAUAUGAUUCACGUUUUAUCAAAAAUAUGUACCGAAUAAAUAUUAAAAUUGAAA